GUAGAGCUAAAGAAUAGGGCCUAACCAUGUAAUAUACUAAUAUUGACCGAAUAACUCCUAAUAAUGACGAAGUUACCCUUGUAAGAGUAAUACAAAUUGAGUAACCCUUGUAACACUAACGACUAAUGAGCCUCAUGAGUUCUACUCCAUAUAAAAGUUGGUGGGUGUAUAAUGAAAUACAAGAGAGAACCUAUUAUAUACCCCGUAAUAAACAAAUAUUUUAAAUAAAAUCACUUUUUUUUUUUUUUAGAGAGCUACAAGGGCGGGUUGAGAAUCGAUCAUAGGUCCUGAAACUGGGAGUUAAACUACGUGUCUAUGGGAAGAAGAUUUCGAAUUUAUUCUCUAAAAAAAAUAAAAAUAAAUAAAUAAAUAAAAAAAAUUACCGUAUAGUUUAAAAAUAACUUCAAUCUGGAACAGCAAUUUAAGAUUUCAGUAUAAACAUCAAAUUUCAUGGAUCAGAGCUUGUUGAGUGUUGCAUAUGAGUCAUAAUAUAGCAAAGUUUGUCACAAAUGGUUAUUACAAAGAAGCUUUACAUUUAUAUUCACACCUUCGUUCUUCUUCUUUACCCAUUAACCAUUUCUCCUACCCAUGUCUUCUUAAAUCAUGCGCCAAGCUUAAUUAUCCUCUUCAAGGCCAAAUCAUUCAUACCCAUCUCAUCAAAUCUGGGUUUUACUGCGAUACAUACGCCUCAACUGGUCUUACUCAUGUGUACAUGAAAUUUCGACAACUGAAAUAUGCAAUCAAGGUGUUUGAUGAAAUGCCUCAACGAAAUGAGGCCUCUGUUAAUGCUAUGAUUUCUGGGUUUGCUCAGAAUGGGUGUUUUGGAGAAGCUCUUGUGGUUUUUAGAGAGGUUGGGUUAAGGAGGUGUAGGCCUAAUUCGGUUAUGAUUGCUAGUGUGUUGUCAGCUUGUGAUGGUGUUGAGAAUGGUAGUCAAGUUCAUUGUUGGGCUGUAAAGAUUGGUGUUGAAAGGGAUGUUUAUGUUGCAACUGGGGUUGUGACAAUGUAUAUGACUUGUUCUGAAGUGGUCUCGGCCACGAAAGCAUUUGGAAUGAUGAAAUACAAGAAUGUGGUGAGCUAUAAUGCUUUUAUAUCUGGAUUAGUUCAGAAUGGUGUUUAUCGCGUUGUUUUGAAGGUGUUUAGGGGUAUGUUUGAGUCUUCUAGUGAAGGGCCUAAUGCAGUUACUUUGGUUACAGUUUUGGGUGCUUGUUCCAAUGUCACUAAUCUUCGCUUUGGAAGACAAGUUCAUGGGGUUGCUGUAAAAGUUGGAUUACAGUUUCAUAUCAUGGUAGGAACUGCACUUGUAGACAUGUAUACUAAAUGUGGUUCUUGCUCCGGUUAUCAUGUUUUCAGAGAAAUGAAGGGUAAUAGGAAUCUGAUUACAUGGAAUUCAAUCAUUGCCGGUAUGUUCUUGACUGGUGAUUGUGAUACUGCCCUAAAGUUGUUCUCUGAAUUGGAAUCUGAAGGAUUGGUACCAGAUUCGGCAACUUGGAAUACAAUGAUCAGUGGAUUUUCAAAACAAGGAAAUUAUGAGAGCGCAUUGCAGUUCUUCACUGAGAUGGUAUCAGAAGGAAUUACUCCAAGUUUGAAGUCUCUUACUAGCCUUUUGGAUGCAUGUUCCAUGAUCUCAUCUCUGCAGUUGGGAACUCAGAUUCAUGCAGCUGCCAUAAGAGCUGAUAUCAGUAAUGAUGAGUUCUUCACUACUGCUCUCAUCGACGUGUACAUGAAGUGUGGGCAAUCUUCUUGGGCACGCAAGAUUUUUGACCACUACAAAGAUAAGCCUGACGACCCAGCUUUUUGGAAUGCAAUGAUUUCAGGAUAUGGAAGAAAUGGCGAAGAAAAUUUUGCAUUUGAAAUUUUUAAUCUAAUGCAGAAAGAGAAUGUCAGGCCUAAUAGUAGCACUUUUGCUAACCUACUGACAGUCUGCAGUCAUGCAGGUCAACUUGACAAAGGAUUACAAGUAUUUGAGAUGAUGACUACAGGGUAUGGCCUGAAACCAACUCAGCAGCAUUUUGCUUGUAUCAUUGACCUAUUGGGUCGAUCUGGGCACCUUCAGAAAGCUCAAGAAUUGAUACAGGAAAUCCCUGAAAUUUCAAGUUCUGUGUAUUCUUCAUUGCUUGGUGCUGCAGGGCACCAUUUGGAUCCAAAACUUGGUGAAGAUAUGGCAAAGGAACUUUCUGAGUUGGAGCCUGGAAAUCGAGCUACAUUCGUGGUUUUAUCCAAUGUAUAUGCAGCAGUGGGUAGGUGGGCGGAUGUUGAGAGAAUCAGGAAUAUGAUUGAUGUGAAGGGACUGGAGAAAUAUCCUGGCUAUAGUGUGCAAAUAACCUGAAAUGAUCCUCAUAUUUACCCUGACAGGCAACCAGAGAUGCCACACAAUUACCGGCACCUUGUUAAGGGAGGAAAAGGCUAUCAGCCUAUUCUAGUAUAGCAGGAAGAUGAAGAAUCCAAUCAACAAAGGACAUUGCACUUCGCGAAGAGUUCUUGAAAACAUUCGACAAUCGACUGAACUAGGAGAAGCAAUGCCACUGAAAAUGGAAAUUUCACUGCUUAAUGUGCACAAGAUUUAAGGUCCACUGUAAAUGGUUUUUCUGCUGAUCUUUGAAAUGCCACAAGAUUUUGAACGGUUGAAGGUACAUAUUCUUAACAGAAUUGCUGUGCACUGCUCCUAUGUGUUCGAUAACAUUGAUUUUGC
Messenger RNA from Chenopodium quinoa (quinoa), 2689 nucleotides. Its product is annotated as pentatricopeptide repeat-containing protein At2g02750-like. Gene Ontology annotation, molecular function: RNA binding; protein binding. Lineage: Eukaryota; Viridiplantae; Streptophyta; Magnoliopsida; Caryophyllales; Amaranthaceae. Bases 479 to 2326 code for a protein of 615 amino acids. The record is from RefSeq and is a predicted model, not a curated record. Gene Ontology annotation, biological process: RNA modification. The transcript has a single exon.